Molecule: messenger RNA, 1606 nt
Organism: Pseudophryne corroboree (corroboree frog)
Lineage: Eukaryota; Metazoa; Chordata; Amphibia; Anura; Myobatrachidae
Product: proteasome subunit beta type-7-like
Exons: 8
Coding region: 310-1140 (276 amino acids)
Cellular component (GO): proteasome core complex
Molecular function (GO): threonine-type endopeptidase activity
Source: RefSeq, a predicted model, not a curated record
AGCGUUGCUGAGCUCAGUGUAUGUAUAUGUGACAAUCAUGUGAAUAGUAAGAAGAUGAAAGUGAAAGCAGAGUGGGUGUUAGAGUAACAGGAGGCAGAGGGGAGAAGGACGAUUACAUGAGACUGGGUCACAGACAGCGCAGGGUGUGAGUGGGCACAGGUGUGGGUAGAAAGGUGAGGGCAAUUAGGGGGCUAUAUAGAAAAAGGAAAAGACGAAAGUGCUGGGAACGCUGAAGACGAAGAGACAACACAAAACAAUACAACUAUUUCUUAAGAAUCGACUUCAGUUAGGAAACCAAGUCCAGGCCUAAUGCUGCCAAGAAUCUCUAAAUUUCAGCCCCCACAAAGAGGGUUCAACUUUGAGAACUGCCUCAGAAAUAACACGCUAGAAGCGCAGGCUUCAACCAAUGCUCUAAAACCCCCCAAAGCACGCAAGACUGGUACCACCAUUGCCGGGAUCAUAUAUCAGGAUGGUGUAAUUCUUGGAGCGGACAGGAGAGCCACAGAUGACAUGGUUGUGGCGGAUAAAAACUGCGCCAAGAUUCAUUACAUCACAGACAAUAUAUAUUGUUGUGGAGCUGGCGUUGCCGCUGACGCAGAAUAUGUGACCCAACUCCUGUCCUCCAACCUGGCUAUGCAUUCAAUGUCUACAGGACGACAGGCACGUGUGUGCACCGCUAACCGCAUGCUGAAACAGCUGCUUUACAGAUACCAGGGUCACAUAGGGGCAUCUAUUAUCAUUGGAGGGACUGACCUUCACGGCCCCCAUCUCUACAGUGUCUUUCCACAUGGAUCUACAGACACCACUCCGUUCAUGGCUCUGGGAUCUGGUGCAAGUGCGGCGAUUGCGGUCUUGGAAGAUCGGUUCAAACCCAACAUGGGGCUGGAGGAAGGGAAGCAGCUGGUGACGGACGCCAUAACUGCGGGCAUCAUAGGUGACCUCGGAUCUGGCAGUGGCGUGGAUCUAUGCGUGAUUACACGCAGGGGAGCGGAGGUGCUGAGAGGUUACACGCAAACCGAGACCAGGGGGAAAAGGUACGCGUCAUAUCGUUAUCCGUUGGGCACCACAGCCGUUCUGCAUGAAAGCGUAACUAAGUUUGAGCUGGUGGAAGAGACUGUACAACUAAUGGACACUGAAUAAACAGACCGGAACACACGCAGGACAGUUACAGUAUAUGCUGGACAUAUCCCAGAGCAGCCCAACCAAUGAGAGUUUAGCUUUCACUGAUCUAACGUAUGUCAGACAAUGAAAGCUAACUGCUGAUUGGGUGCCGCAUAUUUGUGCUUUGUUAGCAAAUGAAAUUCUCCAAGUAGUAUGUUCUGGCAAAAUGAUUAAUAAAACACUGAAAUCAUGGCGACUUAAUGAUAGUGUCAGAUGUUUCAAUGUUCAUGUACCGAACCAUUAAAUCAUAAGACAACAGAAUGUGGGAGCAACAUACUAUAAUAAUACAUGUCAUAACCGUGCAUAGUAAUAAUUGCUACAAGGAUGCCGGCGACGAAUUGUCCUGCUUACUGCUGAAAUGUUGCUUUUCUUGUGCCGCUGUUGUUGUUAACCUGCUUAUUUCAUUAAAAAAAUAUUCCAGCAAAUAUAAUUGUAUACUAACUGA